Molecule: messenger RNA, 2202 nt
Organism: Sinocyclocheilus rhinocerous
Lineage: Eukaryota; Metazoa; Chordata; Actinopteri; Cypriniformes; Cyprinidae
Product: DCN1-like protein 2
Exons: 5
Coding region: 1-405 (134 amino acids)
Biological process (GO): protein neddylation
Cellular component (GO): ubiquitin ligase complex
Molecular function (GO): ubiquitin-like protein binding; ubiquitin conjugating enzyme binding; cullin family protein binding
Source: RefSeq, a predicted model, not a curated record
AUGGAAGAAGUCAGGUGUGACAGUCCGGAGAAGCUUCGAGCUCUUCUGCCCAGAUUAGAGCAGGAUCUGAAAGACAGCGGAAAGUUCAAAGACUUCUACCAGUUCACCUUCAACUUUGCCAAGAAUCCUGGACAAAAAGGUUUAGAUUUAGAGAUGGCAGUAGCAUAUUGGAACCUGGUUCUGGUUGGACGUUUUAAGUUCCUAGACCUCUGGAACAGAUUUUUAUUGGAGCAUCAUAAGCGAUCAAUUCCCAAAGACACAUGGAACUUGCUCCUGGAUUUCGGCAACAUGAUUGCAGAUGACAUGUCAAACUAUGAUGAAGAAGGAGCAUGGCCUGUUCUCAUCGAUGACUUUGUGGAAUACGCUCGGCCAAUCGUGACGGGAUCAAAACGCAAAACUGUAUAGUAACACUGCCCCUGGGCGAGAACUCACGCCUUGGUCGCCUCAUUGACUUUGUAGUUUUUAUAAAGACUUGUAAGCAUUAUAAGAGAGAACUAAGAGAAACACUUGAAACCGACAAGCUUUGCAAAAGGAAAAACAGGAUGGAAAAGACGACUCAGACUUCCACACAUCACACAGGAAGGACAAGAGUGCGAAACUCAAGAUUUCUUAUAGAGCCAUCAAAUGCACAUGGUCAGCUAUAUUUGCACUGGCUACUCAAUUCUAGCCCGAAACCCUUGGAGAUUUUGGGUGGACAACUUCGAACCUAGUACCUCAUCUCCAUAGCAAUCAGUGUCACUCUAUAGGGCCGAGUCCUCAUUGCCUACCCACUCCUCACAGUCUGAAUUAUGGAAUAGUCUCUCCAGUUUCGUUUUAGAUUAUGUACCCAUCUGUCUGGGUGUGUAUCUCAUGCAGGACGUGAUGCUGAUCAUGUCCGCAUUUUAAGCCAGACGUUCAUGGGAGCAUGCGGCUCACAACACCAGCACUAUUGUUACAGUUGUAAAAUACUGUAUCUACUGCAGCAGUAUGUACAGAGAGAAAUGUAUUCUCAGUAAUGUUUUAUUAUAUGAAAUAUGAGACAUAUGAAAGAAAGGUGUGGUCAAAACAAGAUGCCUCCAUACCAUGUUCUUGUGUGAUUUUAGGUCAAACAUGUCAUCUGCCCUGUUGCGGAACUUGUAACAACACGGUUCAGUGUUACUUUUUUUUUUUUUGCAGAUUUAUGUUAAGAAAUAAAUUAUUGCCCUUUAUGUUCUUCUCAAUCUCUAACAACCCUGUUAUUCUUUAACAGGGCAUCUAUGCUUGGACAACAAGAGGCUUUGCAAGCUUUCACUAUGAAACAUUCUCCCAUCAGUAUCACAAAUUGAACAUGCCUCUGAAUCAAAAUGAUUAGUACAGAAUAUUAAUAUCUCCCUUCAUAAAUCACUGAAAAGCAACCCUGAAGCAUGAUGGUAGGGCUGCAGUUAUAUUUGGUUUGCACCAAACAUUCAGGACACUGGGUUAAUUUUAGUGUCCUGAGACCACAAUUAUUUACAUAAAAAAAGCUUCUAGCAAAAUUCAGGCAUGAUGUAAUGUUCAUCUUUUUCAGAAGUGGUUUCCUUCUUGUCGAAGAGUGCCAAAUCUGCAGUGCUAAGAAUAUUGAUGCCAGCCAAAAUGCUCUGCAUCGCGGUCAGUAGUGUAGCUGGCCUCUUGGUCACCUGUAUGACAUCUUCUCUCUUUUAUUCUCUUGCUCAGUUAGGCCUGGAUUGUGCCCAGUGUUUCUUUCAUCCAUUCUGUUCAACUGAACUUAAUGUGUAUAGGGAGACUUAAACCUUUGCCAAUAAUAUUAUAACCUUUUGAAGCUUUUGUAAUUCUUCAGUUCUUCUGAAAGUUCCAUUUCACGGGCUGAUAUUUUGUUUUAGUGAACAGAAGCAGGCCAACACAGUAAAAUAGCUGAUUAUAUCACUUAAUUUAAUGUAUUUAAAACAGUUUUAGUAUGAUUAUGUAUGACUUUCUUCUGUGAAACAUGAGUUGUUAGGCUGUCAUCUGCCUGAUAUUCUCAAUUCUCAAAAAAAAAAGUAUCAGGAACAACAUGAAGGUGAGUACACGAUGACCAUUUUUAUUUUGGGUGAACUAUUACUUUAAUGGCGGAAAGAAACUUUCAAUGCAAUUUUACUGUGUACCACAAGAGACCGGCAAUGUGUUUAUAAUCCAAAGAGAAUUCACGUUUGAGAGGUUGUGUGUUUAUGUAUGGCUGCAUUUUUAUUAUGUGUGUUCAUAUAUAUG